This is a messenger RNA of Vigna umbellata (rice bean), 2238 nucleotides long. Its product is annotated as glycerophosphodiester phosphodiesterase GDPDL4-like. Gene Ontology annotation, molecular function: glycerophosphodiester phosphodiesterase activity. The record is from RefSeq and is a predicted model, not a curated record. Gene Ontology annotation, biological process: lipid metabolic process. Lineage: Eukaryota; Viridiplantae; Streptophyta; Magnoliopsida; Fabales; Fabaceae.
GACAUGGAGGAGUUGUAUGGUGCAGGAAAUCCACCGUUGGUCAUAGCUCGUGGUGGUUUUUCAGGGAUAUUUCCUGAUUCCAGUGAUAGUGCGUAUCUUUUUGCUGUAAUUGCUAGUUUAAAAAAUGUCAUUCUAUGGUGUGACGUGCAAUUAACGAAAGAUUCGCUGGGGAUUUGCGUCCCGGACCUCAAGCUUGAAAAUGCCACUAAUAUUGCUCAAAUUGCUAAAUAUAAAAGUAGCACUUACCCAGUUAAUGGUGUAAUAACCAGCGGCUAUUUUUCUGUGGAUUACACCUUAAAGGAGCUACGUUCCAACAAUGUCUUCCUGGUUCAGGGAAAUUACGCACGAACAAACAGGCUUGAUAACAAUGCAUUCAAAAUUCUUUCUGUGAAUGAUGUGGUUGAAACAGCAUCCCCGCCAGGAUUGUGGUUGAAUAUACAGCAUGAUGCAUUCUACACACAACACAAAUUGAGUAUGAAAAACUUCGUACGUUCUGUUUCCACAACAGUAAAUGUCAGUUACAUCUCAUCACCUGAAGCUGGUUUCCUCAGAAGCAUUAGAACAUUCAUCAAUCCAAAAACAACAAAACUGGUCUUCAGGUUUCCGGAAAACGAGGAAGUAGAUCCAUCAACCAACCAGAGUUAUGCUUCACUGUUAAAAAAUCUAACAUCUAUCAAGACAUUUGCUUCAGGAAUUCUUGUUCCCAAAGGCUACAUAUGGCCUGUGGAUCCAAAGAGUCAUUAUCUACAACCUCAUACAUCUUUGGUCUCCGAUGCGCACACAGUGGGGCUGGAAGUCUUUGCUUCAACUUUCAUGAAUGAUAUUCCAAUCAGCUACGAUUACAGCUAUGACCCUAUUGCCGAGCACCUAAGUUUCAUUGAGAAUGGAAACUUCUCUGUUGAUGGUGUGUUGUCUGACUUCCCUCUAACGUCAUCUGCAGCUAUAGACUGCUUUGCACACAUGGGCCUCAAUGAUCCGAAAAAAGUAAACACUUUGGUCAUCUCAAAAUAUGGAGCGAGUGGAGAAUAUCCUCCUUGUACCGACUUAGCGUAUGAAAAGGCUUUUUCAGAUGGUGCGGAUGUUCUUGACUGUCCUGUUCAGAUGUCAAAGGAUGGAAUACCGUUUUGCUUUAGCUCUAUUGAUCUUAUCCCGAACACAAAUGUUGCUCGAUCAGAAUUCAGCAGCCUUAGCAAAUCUAUUCCAGAUAUCCAAUCUGGUGAUGGAAUAUUUGCAUUCGACUUGUAUUGGAAUGAUAUAUCAAGCUUGACCCCCUCAAUGCUGAGCCCGUUUAGCAACUCCAAUUUGUAUAGAAAUCCAAAAUUUAACGAGACAGUAAAAUUGUUAACAUUGUCAGAGUUUUUGAAUUCCACGCAAGGUCUAGGUGUUGUGAUCAUCAUUGAGAAUGCACCAUAUCUUGCAAGGAAACAAAACUUAAGCGUGAUUGAUGCAGUCAUUGAUAGUUUGAGCAAAGCAGAUUAUGAUAAACCAGGGGCUCCAAACGUUAUGAUUCAGUCUACUGACAGUUCUGUUCUACUGAAAUUCAAAGAGAAAACAAAGUAUGAACUUGUCUACAUGAUUGAUGAGUUUGUUGGUGAUAUCACUGAUUCAGCUCUUUCGGAUAUCAAAAGAUUUGCUAGUUCUGUGGUUAUCAAAAAGGGUUCUGUGUACCUGACAAAUGAAUACUUCCUGACUGGCUCUACAAAGACGGUGCCAAAGUUAAAAUCUUCUAAUCUCUCUGUUUACGUACAAACAUUCCACAAUGAAUAUGUAUCUCAGCCAUGGGAUUUCCUGUCAGAUCCAAUUGUGCAGAUCAACACAUUUGUUCAGGAUGCUCGCAUUGAUGGUCUCAUCACAGGCUUCCCUCAAACAGCCAACAGAUACAGAAGGAACAGAUGCUUAAAUUUGGGUAACAGCACUCCUAAUUACAUGAAACCAGUUGAAAUAGGAGGCCUUUUUCAACUCAUAGACAAAUCUUCCUUACCACCAGCUAUGGCUCCAAUCCCUCCCCUGAUUGAAGCUAAUGUAACAGAACCCCCUUUGGCUCCCUCUUCUGAAAUAGUCCCAUCUAGUUCUAUUGCUGGAGCACCAGGAGCACAACCAACACAAAAUGCACAGCCUAAGUUUGCUGUCUGCUUCACCAUCUCCUCUCUCACAGUGCUUGUAGCCUCUCUUCUACUUUGAGUGGUGCAGGCUUCGUUAUUCUGGCUAUAGCCCUCUAUUUCCACAUUUCUUUCUGGG